Naegleria lovaniensis is the source of this 1965-nucleotide messenger RNA. RefSeq lists its product as uncharacterized. NCBI's taxonomy places the organism in Eukaryota, Heterolobosea, Eutetramitea, Acrasida, Naegleriidae. The transcript has 2 exons. The coding region runs from base 1 to 1965 and encodes 654 amino acids. The record is from RefSeq and is a predicted model, not a curated record.
AUGAUUCUUUCUCUUUCCCUCUUCUCCCUCCACAUUGUAUCAAGUUAUUACAAAUAUUAUUCCUAUGUGGUGCAAUAUUGUGACGUGAUGCGAAAGAAUCAACACUCCUAUGUGAUGGAUGAAACAAUUUUUACAUUAUUGUCUCCGUAUAUUGCCAUGUUGUUGUUGGAAAGUGUAAUCUUUUCGUUAGCGUUUCAAGUGUCCAUGUUAUUGGCCUUUUUGAUGAGUGUCACGAUGGUUGUCAUACUCUUUCAAUUUAGACCUCCAGCUUUGGUCACUACUGUUGGAAGUAACAAUGUAUCGUCAUUCGCAACCACCACUUCAUUCUAUUCAUUCAUUUCAAAUGUCAUCAUUGACACUCUUUAUUUUGUAACUUUUAUUGUGAAUGCGAGUUCACAUUUUUCAUUUCUUUCCAUAACAUUGCUAUCACUGCCACUGAUUCUCAUCAUUUCACACACACUGAUCAAGUUGUGUAGUUUUUAUGUAUUCUAUGCAAAUACAGAGAUUUUAGAAAAUCAUGAUUCAAAAUAUUUAAUUCCAAUUUGGCAAUUAGCAAAUCCAGAGUUGAAAUUAUUGGCAAAACAAUUAUUUUAUAUGAGAGAGGAAAUGGCAUUGAUUCAAACAGUAGGAUUGUACAUGAUCAUGUUAUUGAGCUGGAGCUUAUCGAUGGCAACUUCCAAAAAUGGAAUUUGGUGUUUGAUUGGAAUGACCAUUGGCAUUCAAUGUCUAACACAAAUACGCUUCAUUGUGAAUCGAAUUUCACUCAUUUUGACACCUCUCUUUGAAAAACACCUUCUUUCUCAAUUCGCCAUACUCGCAUUUAUUUUCCCAUAUUCCAAUUCCGAUCUCGAAAGUCAAGAAUUAGAAUUAAUUCAACAAGUUGAAAAAUUGAAAAUUUCUAAUCAUCCAACACCUCAAAAAGCAAUUGUUACAAGCUCUACCUCCAUGAAUUCUCAACCACAAACGUCACCUGUCAAGGAAGUGAAACCUGUGAGUAUUCUUAAAAAACCUUCUUCAUCCACCACAAACGACAAGGAACAAUCAAUGAGCAACACUUUGGAUUCUUCUGAAAAGAAAUCCAGUAAGGUCAGUGUUACUUCUGAAACGUCACAACAAGAAAAACAAGAAAUCAUUCAUCCAACCACUUCUUCAACAACCACCACUCAACGAGUUCCUUCCAUGAGAUUUAGAACUAGUUCUUUAGCUAAAAUGUUAAAACAAGGCCAAGCAGAAUCUUCAACCAAUUCCUCGUCAACGAGUGGUCAGACAGAUGUGUCCAAGACAACAACAAAUGUGAACACAGAAGAAUUAACUUCUCCUCGUGGAGGUGUCAGCAGUGGAGUUGCCAUUGUUGGAAUGAUUGGAGAACGAUUGAAACAGAAAUUACAAUUAAGAACAUUGAAAGAUUCAAAUUCUUCGAUCGUUUCAGAUUCCACAAGUUCUGUGGAAAAGUCUGAAAAUGGUGAUGAAACACAUUCACAGGGAACCAUGGUUGUGAAAAAGGCAAAAAUUGCAAAACCUCGUCGAGAGAAAACUCGUACGAAUAUUUCCUCGUUAUUGAAUCAUGUCAUUGAAGCUACUACUGAUCAGCACGAUAUUGAAUUGCCAAAUCAAAAUGAAUUUGACAAGUUGGAGGAAAUUUCAAAAUUGGAAAAGAAAUUGGGAGCCAUUGGAGCAUUAUCCAUUCAAAAAUCACAACCACACAAAAAGGAUGAAAUAACAGAAACGUCAACAACAUCAACAACUACAGAAGAGAAUACUUCUGCCUCUUCUGUCAUUUCUUCCAUUGGAAAUCGAAUGGCAAAAAGUUCAACAAGUUCCUUGAUUCAAGAAGAGGAAACAAACAAAAACAACACUUCAACCAAACCAAAAGGAGGAGUUGCUAUUGGAGGAGGAGGUAUUAGCUUGAAUGCCAUUUUGAUGGCUCGUAAUAAGCUCAACAAAACAGGGGAGGAUUUAAAGUAG